Molecule: messenger RNA, 5218 nt
Organism: Labeo rohita (rohu)
Lineage: Eukaryota; Metazoa; Chordata; Actinopteri; Cypriniformes; Cyprinidae
Product: tripartite motif-containing protein 16
Exons: 6
Coding region: 83-1720 (545 amino acids)
Molecular function (GO): protein binding; zinc ion binding
Source: RefSeq, a predicted model, not a curated record
CAGGAAUCAUGUGACCAGACAAACUGAAACUUAAGUGUGGUUGAGCUGUUGUGUGUUUGUGUCUCUGUAUUCAUGCUGUAAAAUGGCAGAAGCCAGAUUUUCUCAGGAUGAGUUCCUGUGUCCAGUGUGUCUGGAUCUCCUGAAGGAUCCAGUGGCCAUUCCCUGUGGACACAGUUACUGUAAGAGCUGUAUUACAGGCUGCUGGGAUCAGGAGGAUCAGAUGAGAGUCUACAGCUGCCCUCAGUGCAGACAGACCUUCAGUCCAAGACCUGCUUUAGCUAGAAACACCAUGCUGGCUGAAGUGGUGGACAAACUGAAGAAAACCAAACUUCCUGCUGACUGUUACGCUGGAGCUGGAGAUGUGGAGUGUGAUGUUUGUACUGGAAGAAAAUACAAAGCCGUCAAGUCCUGUCUGGUGUGUCUGAACUCUUACUGUCAAACUCACCUUGAACAACAUGAGAGUUGGUUUAAAGGAAAGAGACACAAUUUGACUGAUGCCACUGGACGACUGCAGGAGAUGAUCUGCCACGAACAUGAGAAGCUCCUUGAGGUUUUCUGUCGCACUGAUCAGGAGUUUAUAUGCAUGCUGUGUACGAUGGAUGAACAUAAAAACCACGACAAUGUAUCAGCUGCAGCACAGAGGACAGAGAAACAGAAGCAGCUGAAGGAGAUGCAGAAGACAUUCCAGCAGAGAAUCCAGCAGAGAGAGAAAGAUCUUCAGCAGCUGAGAGAGGCUGUGGAGUCUCAUAAGCGCUCUGCACAGACAGAAGUGGAGGACAGUGAGAGGAUCUUUACUGAGCUCAUCCGCUCCAUUGAGAGAAGCCGCUCUGAGCUGAUACGACUGAUCAGAGAUCAGGAAAAGGCUGCAGUGAGUCGAGCUGAAGGACGACUGGAGCAACUGGAGCAGGAGAUCAAUGAUCUGAGGAGGAGAGACGCUGAGCUGGAGCAGCUUUCACACACACAGGAUCACAUCCAGUUCCUGCAGAGUUUCCAGUCUCUCUCAGCACCUCCUGAAUCUACAGACGUAAAUGACAAUCCCUUCAGUUCUCUCGUCUCUUUUGAUGAUCUGAGAGAAUCUGUCCGUCAGCUGAGAGACAAACUGGAGGAGGAGCUCAAGAAGAUCUCAGACAAAGUCACAUUCACCAACGUUGUUCCCAGGACUAGGAAUGACUUCCUACAAUAUUCCCAUCAGCUCACUCCGGAUUUGAACACAGUAAAUAAAAAAAUCAGUCUGUCUGACAAUAACAGAGUGAUUACUGUCUAUCGCACAGAGACUGAGCCUGAGCCUCAGCAGUAUCCUGAUCAUCCAGACAGAUUUAGUUUCUGGGAGCAGCUGUUGUGCAGAGAGAGUGUGUGUGGACGCUGUUACUGGGAGGUUGAGUGGAGCAGUUUAGUGUUAAUAUCAGUGUCAUAUAAGAGCAUCAGGAGGAUAGGAUUGUGGAAAGAGUGUCAGUUUGGAUGUAACGAUCAGUCCUGGUGUUUGAUCUGCUGUUCGGACAGUUACACAUUCAGACACAAUGACAAAAGGACUGUUUUCUUUGGAAUGCCCAGCAGGUGUCGUAGAGUAGGAGUGUAUGUGGACCACAGUGCAGGAACUCUGUCCUUCUACAGCGUCUCUGACACAAUGAGCCUCAUUCACACAGUCCAGACUACAUUCACUCAGCCGCUCUAUCCUGGGUUCGGGUUUGAAGUUUAUUAUGGAAGAGUUAAACUGUGUUGAUGAAUCAGAAUAGAGUUAUGCGAAAUUCUACCCAAAAUACUUUGACAUCUCACUGUUACUGAUUUAUCAUGUAGUUCAGAGUGACUUCUGAAUGAAUUCAUCAUUUAUGUAGUUGUCAUUUGAUUUACCGUGUAUCCGGAAAGUAUUCACAGCGUUUCACUUUUUCCACAUUUUGUUAAUGUGGAAAAUUCUAUUCUAUUUCAAAUUCUAUUCUAUUUAUUUUAUUAAAAAAAAAAAAAAAAAAAAUCACAUGCACAUAAGUUUUCACAGCCUUUGCCAUGACACUCAAAAUUGAGCUCAGGUGCAUCCUGUUUCCACUGAUCAUCCUUGAUAUGUAGGUGCACUCAUGCCAUACCAGAAUUCCCGUAAUUACGAGAUUCCGACCUGUAAAAACCGUUCACGUCCUUGUAGAACUCGUAAUUACAACUUGUGAACUGGGUGUCUUGUGAGAGCGACGACUUGUACCACAUGACUGCUGUACCAACGUAGGCUCUGUUUAGGCGUUGAACGUCACAUUGUUAUCUUAAAAUUACGGUAAUUACAAUAUGGCGUGAACACAGCAUGUUUCUGCAACUUGAUUGGAGUCCACCUGUGGUAAAUUUAGUUGAUUGGACAUGAUUUGGAAAGACACACACCUGUCUAUAUAAGGUCCCACAGUUAACAGUGCAUGUCAGAGCACAAACCAAGCCAUGAAGUCCAAGGAAUGGUCUAUAGACCUCUGAGAUAGAACUGUAUCAAGACACAGAUCUGGGAAGGGUACAGCACACAGCAAGAGUGGCUAUUAGACAACUCUGUGAGAGUUCCUGAGUGGCCCAGCCACAGCCUGGGAUUGAACCCAAUCAAAUCUUUCUGGAGAAACCUGACAAUGUCCGUCUGUCCCCAUCCAACCUGACAGGGUUUCAGAGCAUGGUUAAUUUCGCCAACAAAAACGAUGACGAAAAAUAUUGGUUAGCAGACAUUUUUUCUGUGACUAAGACGAGACGUUGACGAGCUAAAACUAAUAUCUAAUGAAAAAACUAUGACGAAAUUUAUGAUGUGUCUUCGUUAACAUGACGAGACGGGACCUAGAAUGUUAUUUGAGGACUAUCGGACAAUAAAAAUACAUCCUAUAGGCUAAGUUAACUGUCUUGUCUUUCAAAAUGUGCGUCCCUGUCAUUGGAUCAUAAGGGGCGUUUGCAUAUCUAGUCUCAGUAUGACAGCCGCAGUGGACAGAUAGGCUACCAAAAUGCAAACUAGCGAUCUGAAACAAUGGCCUCACCACCCAAAAGAUUAGGGAUAGGUGACCAGACAUCUCGUUUUUCCUGGGUGUCACAAUUUGUUGUUGAUUAACUUGAAGUUAGCGAAGGCGGAUAGGCAGAAUCGCACUGACAGAAGCACUCUCUCUCGUGUACACUCCACUUCUUCAGUUCUCAGUGCUCAAACACACACAGUAGUCCAAAUGUCUAUCGUGUUGAGUAUCUCACGUAAAUACAGUCAGUUAUAGCAUAAGUAAAUGUAAACAGCUGGGUGAAACCGUGAAAACUGAAUAUGUGUCAGUAUUACAUGCAUUCCAUCUUAAAGGGACAGCAUUCCUAAUUAAAUACUAGAUGUUAAAUAAAUGUAUACAUGUUAAAUAAAUGAAAUCUGAAAAAUGAGUUUAAUUUAUCUCUCUACCCAGAAAUGAAAAUUGUCAUAAUUUAUUCCAGUUUUUCUAAAUUCAGUCCUUGAUUCAAAUGUCUAAUAAGCUUAAUUGAUUUGGUCUAAAUAGAGAAGAAUCAAUGACUAUUUUUGUUUUAAGACUAUAAAAUAGCUACCAAAAUAAAUGCUGGUAACUGCAGUGUGACUAAAAGUAAUGACUAAAAGUUGACAAAAAUAUAAUGACUUUUUGUAGACUAAAACUAGAUUAAAAGUAUGAAAGACUAAAAUGUGACUAAGACUAUUAAUCAUUUUCAUCUCAAAAUAAAGACUAAGACUAAAUCAAAAAUGCCUGUCAAAAUUAACACUGCUUCAGAGGUGAAGAGGUGAGGAGAGGAAUGGCAGAUAAUUACCGAAUUGUGAUAAUCAAAGCUUGUCGCUCUCAGGGGUUGUGUGCGGGAAGGAGGAGCAGGGACGAGGAAAUAAUACAAAACAUGCUUUUAAUAUAAAAAUCCAAAAGGGGAACAGGAACAAACUGUAACAGCAGGAAAACCACACGACGGAAAAAUAACAUAAAGCGACAUUAAAAACGGACAAAGAAACAAGGAGCUGAAUCAAACUUAAAUAGGAGUGCUAAUUGGACAUGGACAGGUGAGAGUAAUUAACCAAUAAAGCCAUAACAAGAAAUGGAACAGGAAAGACCAAAUAAGGGCACAGAGGGAAAAACCAACGAAAACAGUCCACAGGGAUGUGACAGUCGCAUCAUACCCAAAAACAUUUGAGGCUGUAAUUGGUGCCAAAGGUGCUUCAACAAAGUAUUGCGCAAAGGCUAUGAAUACUUACGUACAUGUGAUUUUAUUUCUUUAUUUUUUUUAUUUGUAAUAAAUUUGCAAAGAUUUCACACAAACUACUUUCACAUUGUCAUUAUGGGUAUUGUUUGUAGAAUUUGGAGGAAAAUUUUGAAUUUAAUCCAUUUUGGAAUAAGGCUGUAACAUAAGAAAAUGUGGGAAAAGUGAAGCGCUGUGAAUACUUUCUAUAUGCACUGUAAGUCUGUGGCUUUGCAGUACAACUUGACUUAGAAAUGAAACUGUCAAUGGAAAGGAAAGAAACUAAGUAAAAGAAAAAAUAGUAAAGCAAAAUGAUCAGUUGUUAGAUAACACGAAUGGCUGGCUGGUCUUAUGCCAACUUUUUCUUCUGAGCCUGAAAUGAGUUGAGUUGAGCUCUCAUCUCAUCAUCUGGUCCUGGUUCUGAGCUUUGCUUGAGCUUUGAUGAGCAAGCAUCCAGUCAUCCUUUUCUUUUUCUUUUUUUAAACUUUUUUUUAACCAAUUUGGUAUCAUGGUGUGACUAUUUCUCCUCCCACAUGAUAUAAUCCUAUUUAGUCACAUGGGCUAUUACUUUCCCACUUAUAGCAGAGAACAUUUUAGAAAUACUUUUUAUAAUGUGAAUACAAUACAUUUUUUACCAGCAUCAUUAAAGAAAAAAAAAAAGAGUCAUUCACUCAUACUAAACACGAUACACUUCCAAUAAACCAUUAAAUUGUAGCAAUUGCAUGAAUUAUGUUUGAGCAUGUUAGUCCACAUGUGUAAAUUGCAGACUUGAUAUAUAGUUUGAGAUUUGAUCAUCAUUUGGGGUGAUCUGAACACUAAGUACAUCACCGUUGUAACAGAUGAGGCUUAUAACCAUUAAGCCAUCCACCAAUGGAAGCCCUCUCUUGAAUACUGAUGCACCAUUUCUUCCUGUUCCUACUUCCUGUUUGUCACAUGUAUUUAAGGCCUUGAUGUACCUGUAUUCACUGUUAAGUAUUGUGAGUUUUCCCACAGCCUUACUGAGUGUUUUCAUUACCUGUUGUUUUGAUUCACAUUUCAUGACUAUUGUGCCUGUCUU